Messenger RNA from Pelobates fuscus (common spadefoot toad), 2578 nucleotides. It is a transcript of the gene SERTAD2, whose product is annotated as SERTA domain containing 2. The record is from RefSeq and is a predicted model, not a curated record. Gene Ontology annotation, molecular function: transcription regulator activity. Gene Ontology annotation, cellular component: nucleus. The transcript has 2 exons. The coding region runs from base 209 to 1153 and encodes 314 amino acids. NCBI's taxonomy places the organism in Eukaryota, Metazoa, Chordata, Amphibia, Anura, Pelobatidae.
GGGAGAGCAGGCAGACUCACAGCCAGUGGCUUUUACUCCUCUCCCUCCCCACCUCCUCCUCUCCCAUUGUAUAAUGCUUCUCGUUUCGAGCCAGGAAAAAGCACUGGCUUAAUCGUGCAGACAGAUCAACAUAUGGAGCUGGUGCUAGAUUAGGGGAACAGGGGUCGAUCCUGAUGUUUUAAACCUCAGGUGAAACUGCAUGUGAUAUAUGUUGGCUAAGGCAGGAAAGCGAAAGUUUGACGAGCAUGAAGAUGGGCUGGAAGGCAAAGUGGUGUCUCCCACAGACGGACCAUCUAAGGUGUCCUACACUUUACAGCGCCAGACUAUCUUCAACAUUUCCCUCAUGAAACUCUACAACCAUCGGCCACUGACAGAGCCAAGGUUGCAAAAAACUGUUUUAAUAAAUAACAUGCUUAGGCGAAUCCAGGAGGAACUGAAACAAGAAGGUAGCCUAAGGCCUAUGUUUAUCAGCACUUCUCAGCCUACCGACCCUCUAGGUGACACCUACCAGGAGGCUCAGCCUGCAUUCAGCCAUCUUGCCUUGCAGCCUGUUCAACCUGACCUAGUAAGCACUACACCACUAGAGUCUUGCCUCACCCCAGCCUCCUUGCUUGAGGAUGACACGUUUUGCACUUCCCAAACAGUCCAGCAGAAUGGUCCUAUCAGCAAACUACCAUCACCUCUUCCAACACCUUCUCCGCCUUCUGUCCAGCCAGUAAAAGACAGUUUUUCCUCAGCUUUGGAUGAAAUUGAGGAGCUUUGUCCAACAUCUACCUCAACAGAGGCAACAGCAACAGCACAUCUCAAGGAUGAAUCUGUUGCGUCUGGCGCCCUUAAGCCUGAGGGAACACAAGAGAGCAGAACAAGUGAGCCAAAACUAAUGGAUUCCCUUCCUGGGAAUUUCGAGUUGACAACAUCCACUGGCUUUCUUACUGAUCUGACAUUGGAUGAUAUUCUUUUCUCAGAUAUUGACACGUCCAUGUACGAUUUUGACCCUUGCACAUCUAAUGCUGGAACAACCUCUAAAAUGGCACCAGACGAACUUCUGAAAACAUUAUCUCCUUACAGCAGCCAACCAGUCACCCCAAAUCAGCCUUUUAAAAUGGACCUUACAGAAUUAGACCAUAUCAUGGAGGUUUUGGUUGGGUCCUAAAUCAAACUUCACUCAAACAGAUUUAAAGCACUUUGCAUGCGUACUCUCUUGCCUUUUGAGAAGAAGGAAUAACAAACAAACAAACAAAAAAACACAACAAAAACAAGGAUUGUGAUAAAUGUUGCAUUAAGCUGUAUUGGAGUGCCUUCUGUAUGAUCACUUGGAGAUAUUUUAUAAAUAAUUCUCCAAGGAUAAUCAUACCACAAUUCUCUAAAGAUUGCAUAUUCCAAACCAUUGAAUAACUCGAAAACAUCAGUUUGUUGUAUAUGUUAAGCACAAGAAUUACGUUGGGAUGGGUGGGGGGUGGUACUGCUGUAAAUUGCAUGUGCAUAAUUGUCUAUUUUUUCAAUAAGUUUUAUUGCAAAAGGUAAAAAUUUUAUUAUUUAGGUAAUCAGAGCCCCUUUUUGGCAUUUUAGUCCUUUUUAGGUUAAAUUAUAGAGUUAACAAAUGGAGGCAUUAAUUACCGCUUUUACAGAAAAAAAAAUGUACAAAAAAAAACCCAACAAAACUUGCAUAUACAUGGCUGCUUAGAUACCGCUGUCCAAAUGUUUUUUAUAUUUUUGUACAGAUUCUGUCAUUUAUAAUGUUUUUUUCUAGGAAAAAUGGGGAGAAAAAAAAAAGAAAAUUGGUGUUUAUACACAAACAAUUACUUUUGUUUCGGUAUGAAUUUCUUCACCACUUAUAAUGUACAAGCUAGGCCUGAAAUGUUAUUACACACCAUUGAAUUAUUUUUUUGUCUAUGGUGUGAAGAAAAUAUUUAAUUGAAACUCCUAUUAUAAAAAAGGAGAACAAUUUCACCACCAGAGGGCAGCAACAACUUAGCCUAACUGUGAGUUGCACAUUGUUUUUGGGAGGGGUGCGUGGGGUUAAGGAAUGGCCAUAAAAUAUUUUGUCAUCUUAUUGAAAGUAUUUAUUCCACAUUGAUAAAUUUAUUUAUUUUUCACAAUCAAUGUUUUAUACGAUCCCCAUGGAUUGCACAGAGGGAAUUAUUUAGAUAUUUUAGGUUUGACCAACCAUGUGCUCAAAGGAUUUAUAAUAAUUUUUCACCACUCAGUGUUUUUAAGAUCUUUUUAUUUUUUAUUUAUUUUUUUAAAGUACACCCCAUUUAAUUUUUCACGGCAUCCCCUUGGCAGAUUAACUUGUCAGUUUGAGUGGGGUGAAGUAUAAUGCUUCUCAUGGUAACAGUAUUUUUGACGUCACACUAAAAUUAACAAUCUCUUCAUUUUCCCAUGUUAUGUGGUUUGUUUUGUCGGAGAAUUUCAUUCUAAAACAGGGGUGAUGAACUGUCCGACAUCCCACUUAGGAUUCAGCUCCCAUAAUUAUCACAGCUCAAACCUGUAGAAGACCUAGAGGAUUAUGGGUGUUGUUGUAAAUCGACAUCCAAGUUCUGAAAUGUUCUGAUCAGGAGAAUGUCUUUGUUCCAUU